Liolophura sinensis is the source of this 1324-nucleotide messenger RNA. RefSeq lists its product as uncharacterized. NCBI's taxonomy places the organism in Eukaryota, Metazoa, Mollusca, Polyplacophora, Chitonida, Chitonidae. The record is from RefSeq and is a predicted model, not a curated record. The transcript is spliced from 5 exons. Bases 115 to 813 code for a protein of 232 amino acids.
GGUGGAAUAGCUUAUGAGAAGAGAGACAUCUGACAGGAAUUCGUCGGUGGCAGUAAUUGGCCUGUGAAAAAAACAACUGUCUUACCACAAAAGGCGUGAGAACUAUCAACUGAAAUGCGGCGUGCAGCGUCUCUACCGCCGUCAUCGAGACAAAAAUCGCGCGGAGCUACUCGAAGCGUGGUCAGUUUGUCAACUGUUAGUGGAUCACGACAUAAACCGGAGCUAUUGCCAAGUCGAAACAACAGUGACGUAAUUUCUGAAACCUCUAUACCGUAUCGCCUUCCCAAGCUCUCGCAACCUAACUCUGUUGCAGGCCGUUCGGAGGUUCAGGUGCUUGAUGGAAAAAACAAGAUCUGGAGUCGUUUUGGAUACCAAGAUGAUGAAAGUGCGAGGUCACCUCCUAAAGACCCUCUUGUCUGGAAAAUUUACGUUCCACCCAAGUCUUUUGUGCAACAGAUGAGGCAGACAAAUCUGGCAGCUCCGCAUUUUCGUGACGCUGUCAUAGCUCCAUCAAAAUCUCACGACUUUGAGGAUUUGUUAUAUUACAGAAGGUUGUUACAAGAGAAAUCUCAGAAUGCUGUGCAGGAUGCCUGUCCUGCACCCCCAGUCACGAGGACCCCGUCACCGAGUAAAUCCGCUCGCAGUUUGCGCUGGACUCUCGGGCCUCAUACACAUUCAAGCUUUGAUAAGAAGGGGCGUAGCAGAGUUCAGGGCCCUUACUCAAGAGAGUUUACUGUUACAUGUAUGCCUCCGACAAAUUGGCUGAAAAUGAAACUGGGACGACUCCCUACGCGACCUUUUAUAAAGGUUUAAGAGUUGUAGAGGUCAAAAUCCUUGAACAGCUUUAGUGUCUAAUUUAAGACUGGGUACGGUUUUUAUACAUUUAUUUACAUUUUCUCUUUUUCAGGCUAUUUUUGUAGUCCUCUGAUUUGUAUUACAAUGUACAAAAUGGCAGUCCAUCCCACAAGCAGGGCUGGUGGUAUAAUUCAGCCAAUGCUGUUUUAUAGCCCCUUUUGAUGAGAUUUUCCGUACGUUUUGGGUACUUGAUUUGUCAGUGACCAGUGAGGUCACAGGUUCAAACCCGUCACUUGCCUUUCCAGCUUCAGAUAUAAAUCCAUAAGCCUGAGUUACUAAGGUGUAAUAAGUUAAAAGUGUUUUUGACACCAUUCAAAUAACUAAAUAAAGAACUAUCCUAAUUCCUCAAAUGAAAGCAGCAACUUUCAGUGCAAUUUUUGCAUAUUUUUAAUUUUAUUUUGGAGAUAAAAGUACAUUGCUUGGAUUGGCCAGUUUCAGGGCUUCACAAAAAGCAUUUUAUUUUAUCAGU